This is a messenger RNA of Aspergillus niger, 1821 nucleotides long. RefSeq lists its product as uncharacterized. Bases 1 to 1821 code for a protein of 606 amino acids. Lineage: Eukaryota; Fungi; Ascomycota; Eurotiomycetes; Eurotiales; Aspergillaceae. Gene Ontology annotation, cellular component: Cdc73/Paf1 complex. The transcript is spliced from 4 exons. Gene Ontology annotation, molecular function: DNA binding; RNA polymerase II C-terminal domain phosphoserine binding. The record is from RefSeq and is a predicted model, not a curated record.
AUGGCUGACGACCUCGACGCCGAGCUCCUCGCUCUUGCGGGAGACUCCUCCGACGAGGAAGCAUCCCCCCCUGCCAAGGAGAGAGUCCAAUCUCGCAGUCGAUCAUCAUCCCCUCAGUCUCCCGACGCAUCAGCUAUGGGUCGCAAAGGCACUGCUAGGACCGUUAAACGGGGCCGGAAGUCGAGAAGGAACGAUGAUGAAGAGGAUGGCGAACUGUCCGCUGCUGAAUCGCUCGACUCCGCUAGCAUGUCCGAAUCGGAUUCAGGAUCGGAUUCCGAAGGCUCAGCCCCUGAGGCUGAAGAUGAAGGCCCUAUCUUCCCUUACGAGAAACUAUACUACUCUGCUAAGGACAAGGAGGAAAUCAUGGCGAUGCCCGAGAUCCAACGAGAGCAGCUGCUUUCCGAGCGUGCGCAGCAGGUUGAUCGUCAUAAUCAAGAUCUUGCUCUUCGUCGUCUCCUGGCUUCCCGUGAACGCGAAGAGGCCCGCAAAGCGAAGAAGAACAAACGCAAGGCCAGUGUGGCAAAUCUUGAUGAGGGUAAUCGCAAGAGUUCGCGUCAGAAGAUGACGCUCGGUGGCCGUAAGGUGGGAGAGACCUCCGAUGCUAUUGAAGCCUACAAGCGGCAGCGAGAGCAGAAGGGGAAGCGUGACGAGCUUCGUCGUCGUGAACCAGUCAAGGAUCAUAAAGCCCGUUCUCGUGAUGACCGGAUCUCCGACGAAGAUGCAGAGGGCGAAAGUGAAGUGGAGUGGGAUGACAGAGAACGCUCACCGUCGCCCCCGAAAGACGACCCGCCUGCUGAACUCCGGGAUAUCCAACGUACUCGGGUGGGUCGAAGUAACUUUGCCCAGGUCUGCUUUUACCCUGGGUUUGAUGACGCGAUCUCCGGCUGCUAUGCUCGUGUUAAUAUUGGGCCGAACCGUGAGACCGGUCAGAAUGAGUAUCGUCUUUGCUUGAUCAAGAAAUUUUCCGAGGGAAAGCCCUAUGCGAUGGAGGGCCAAAAUGGCCGGUCUUUUGUGACGAAUCAGUACGCCGUAUUAGCACAUGGAAAGGCUGAGCGCGAGUUUCCUUUUGUUGCAUGCUCCGACUCUCCGUUUACAGAGGCGGAGUUCAAUCGCUAUCGUCAAACCAUGGCCGUCGAAGACUGCAAGAUGGCUACGAAGUCAAUGGUUGCCAGUAAGGUGACAGAUAUCAACCGGUUGCUGAACCACAAGUUCACCAACGAGGAAUUGAACGAGAAACUCCGCAAACAAGGCUCGUUGGAUUCGAAGUCCAAGUUCUUCAAGCGCGUGGAGGUCGAGAAGCAGCUGAAGCUUGCUCGAGAAGCUGGUGAUGAUGCGGAAAUGGAGCGACUGGAGGCUGAGCUGGCUAGCAUGGCGACACCGAAGCUCGCAGUUAGCAGCCAUUCCAAGCCGCGUGUGGACAAGCCCUCGGAACAUGAACGUCUUGCUGAGCUGAACAUACGCAACCAGAAGCUCAACUACGAGAACGUGCGCCGGGCGCAGAUAGAAGAGCGCAAGGCCAGCCGUAAAGCGGCUGCAGCUGUCGCUCGUGGCGAAGCCGCCCACAACCCGUUCAUGCGCGUUAGAACCCAAGCGCGGACCCAUUACGACGUCAAUGGUAACGGUACCCCGACGGCUGAGAAUAACGCGAGCCAAGAAAAUACUGCUUCAGAGACACCGUCCAAAGCGAGCACUCCGGCCAGCGGCACCCCGGCGGGAUCCCAGAAGAAAACCAGCAAAGGUGGCGUUGCCUCCAUCCGGCAUCGGAACAUGGAUGACGAAAACAUUGCGGCCUUGGAUUUGGAGCUCGACAUUGAAAUAUGA